Molecule: messenger RNA, 651 nt
Organism: Toxoplasma gondii ME49
Lineage: Eukaryota; Apicomplexa; Conoidasida; Eucoccidiorida; Sarcocystidae
Exons: 3
Coding region: 1-651 (216 amino acids)
Source: RefSeq, a predicted model, not a curated record
AUGUCAGCAUCUGUGCGGCCAGUAGUUCGGCAUGCAGACUCCCCAGGAGUUUCACGACAACGUCUUCUUUUGUCUCGAGGAAGACAUGACAAAGACAUUUUUACUUCUCUUGCGAGACGGACAGCGGUAUUUUCUCCCCCCCAAAUUAUUUGGAGUCCGAGAAACUCGAUGCCGCGAGUCCUCGCCUCUUCCUUGACGCUCUGGAGUCUCUGCUUCUCGGAGACUGUCCAACGAUUCGACGAAGCAGGCGACAGAGGCGCGCUUCUUCAUGCCGUUUCGGUCUUUCGCGACCACACGGCAUUUUUCCUUACCAGCUCAAACAAGGAACAGCGCCUGAAAGGAAAGACACAGAAAAAAACGAGAAGAGGAAAGACCAGAGAAGGAGAACGCCAGAAAAGACAGAGCGAGGGAAGGAAAGAGGAGGAGACAGUGCAAAGGAAGGAAAGAGAGGGAGAAGGAGAGAAAGGAGAGAAGGAGAAAGAGAGAAGGAGAAAAAGGAGGAGUGAAAGGAGGAGAGAAAGAAGGAGAAAGAUGGAAGGAGUGAAAGAAGGAGAGAAAGAAGGAGAGAGAGAGAAGGAAGGAAAGACCAAGCACAGAGUUUCGCCUCCAAAAAGCGAUGUUGCUUGCAAGUUGGAGAGACCUGCACGGUAG